Labeo rohita (rohu) is the source of this 711-nucleotide messenger RNA. It is a transcript of the gene ndufb8, whose product is annotated as NADH:ubiquinone oxidoreductase subunit B8. Lineage: Eukaryota; Metazoa; Chordata; Actinopteri; Cypriniformes; Cyprinidae. Gene Ontology annotation, cellular component: mitochondrion. The record is from RefSeq and is a predicted model, not a curated record. The coding region runs from base 47 to 643 and encodes 198 amino acids. The transcript is spliced from 5 exons. Gene Ontology annotation, biological process: mitochondrial electron transport, NADH to ubiquinone.
CAUUGGGGCGUGUCCUCUGCGCUGAAUCAGUGACGACAGUCCGCGCAUGCGCGCUGCGGAGUGUCAGGGAGGCAAGAUGGCGGCCUUCAGAGCGGGUCUCCUGACCCGAGCUCUUACUAAAGGAAAAACACCGGGAAUCUCAAACAUUAUCCUCGGAACAAGAGCAGCAUCUGGUCCUUCUAAGGACACGUUGCCCGGUCCGUACCCCAGAACCCCGGAGGAGAUGGCGGCAGCGGCUAAGAAAUACAACAUGACGCUGGAAGAUUACAAACCUCAUCCUGACGAUGGCAUGGGGUACGGCGAUUACCCCAUGCUGCCGGAGCGAUCGCAGCAAGAGAGAGACCCCUGGUAUCAGUGGGACCAUCCUGAUCUCAGGAGGAACUGGGGAGAGCCUAUGCACUGGGACUUCGACAUGUACAUCAGGAACAGGGUUGACACGUCUCCGAGCCCCGUGGAUUGGAGGACCAUGCGGAACCAGCUGCUGGGCUUCAUGGGCUUCAUGCUGCUGAUGUUUGGUUUGGGCGAGAUGUUCCCCUGCUACCAGCCCGUGGCUCCUAAACAGUAUCCGUACAACAAUCUGUAUCUGGAGAAAGGUGGAGAUCCUGAGAAAGAACCGGAAUCUGUCAAACAUUUUGAAAUCUAAUGCUAGAAACCUGUGUUUCAUAACUUGUGUAUAUUUCUGUCUCUCUAAUAAAGUUAACUGAAAAGUCA